Emericellopsis atlantica is the source of this 1037-nucleotide messenger RNA. RefSeq names its product BTB/POZ domain-containing protein. The record is from RefSeq and is a predicted model, not a curated record. The coding region runs from base 116 to 943 and encodes 275 amino acids. The transcript is spliced from 3 exons. NCBI's taxonomy places the organism in Eukaryota, Fungi, Ascomycota, Sordariomycetes, Hypocreales, Bionectriaceae. Gene Ontology annotation, molecular function: protein binding.
CGAAUCUUUGCUUUUUAUUUGAUUUACCGGGCUGUCAUUUUCGUGCAACAUUUUCUGGACACACAUACACCACAUCGAUUUCGCAUUCCAGUCCUCACGACCGUCGACGCCCAUCAUGUUCACGAGCAGCCGACAAUUUAAGACAUCGAGCAAGAGCUUUUCGAAAGGUCACAGCAAAGGCAACAAAUCUAGCUCAUCAUUCAGCAAGGACAGUGGAGUCCAGAAAAGGCGCCAUGAGUCCUCUCGGUCGCGUCGGCCUGGCACGGCUUCCACAUCGAUGACCGCUGAUACCAUUAUGAGCAACACCUCUACCAUCAUCACUCUUGUCGUCGGUGCGGAGCAGCGCCUUUUCGCCGCUCACGAAGACGUUCUACGAUCGAGUUCCUUCUUCGCCAACGCCCUCCGAAAUGGAUACAUGGAUCCCACCACCAAGCGAAUCGCCCUUCCCGAUGAGGAGCCCGAGAUUUUCAGCUCAGUCCUAGAGUUCCUGUACAAGGGCGACUACUUCCCUCGCCUUGUUCACAACAAGCGAAGGAACUCGUAUGAACUGGAGCCCACCCCCGAAGAAGAUAGUGCUGCCGCCGAGAGCACCGUCUACCACCGCAGUGUAGAGGGUGACCUCCUCAAGGACACUGUCAUCUACUGUGCUGCGGAGCGGUACGGGCUCACUGAACUUAAGAAGAUUGCUCUUCGCAAGCAAGGUCUUCAAUCUGGCAUCCAGUGCAGCACCAUCCUUGCCUCGGCCCGCUAUGCCUACGCCAACACUCCCGACAGCGACUCCAAGCUUCGUGCGCACUACCUCGCUCUCAUCAUCCGCUCCCGCUCGACCUUCAAGCGCAGCGGCACAAUGCAGUUGGAGAUGUACAACGGUGGCUCACAGCUCUUCUUCGACCUCUUUGUGGCGCUGAGCAACCAUGUUGACGAUAUCUCUUCUGCCUCGUAAGUCAUUCCCACCUGUUCAUACCAAAGACGUGUCUUAUUAACGAGACGUAGCGGGACGCCUCGCUCCAACCGCUUCAUCUGACGCUCUAUGACAC